AUGUUGGAAUACACCUCCUUCACCUUCAUCUCAUCACUCUUAAUCUCCACCUCCAUCCUCUUCUUCUUCCUCCUCAAAUCACGUCCGGCAACCAAAAACCCAUGUCCAGGAUCCUACCCUGUAAUCGGAAACAUCAUCAGCUUCCUCCGGAACUUCCACCGGUUCCACGACUGGGUCACGGAGAUGCUCCACCGGACGCCGUCGGCGUCCGUCCAAGUCAACUCCUUACUCAACAUCUCCACCGGCGUCUGCACUUCGAACCCAGACAACAUCCAGCACAUGCUGACUUCCCCAAACGUCUCCAGCUACAUCAAGGGCUCCCGCUUCCACACCGUCCUCCACGACCUCCUCGGCGACGGCAUCUUCAACGCCGACGGCCAGAUCUGGGCCGUCCAGCGCAAAAUCGCCAGCCACGAGUUCUCCACCAGGUCGCUAAAACUGUUCGUGUCGGAAGUGGUGGACUCGGAGAUCUCCGGAAACUUGCUUCCCUUUCUGUCCGAAGCAGAGGAGGAAAACAGGGGUUUCGAUCUUCAGCAGGUUUUGAAUAAAUUCGCUUUCAGAAGCAUUUGCAGAGUUGGGUUCGGUGUGGAUCCUGAAUUGUUUGUCCAGGAUCUCGAUUUCAUGAACGCAUUUGACUACGCCGUGGAGACUUGCUUCUCGAGGUUCACCUCCCCUGUUCCUCUGUUUUGGAAGAUGAAGAGGUUUCUCAAUCUCGGGUCGGAGAGGCGGUUCAAAGAGUCGGUCAACACGAUCAACGAUUUCGCUCGUCGAGUCAUUGAAUCAAAAGAAAUCGAAAUCCAGAACCAUCAAGAUCUGCUGGCGAGAUUCAUGGUUUGGAGCUCGUCAAUGGAGUUCGAAGGCGAAAAACAGAGGCACAAAUUUCUCAGAGACAUAGUAAUCAGUUUCGUCCUCGCCGGGAAGGACACCACUUCCACUGCCCUCACAUGGUUCUUCUGGCUAAUCGCCGGGAACCCACGUGUCUCAGACCUGAUCCACCGCGAACUGUCAACGGCCCUCGCGUCGCCGGAGCUCGGAAAGAGGAAAAAAUUCGAGUACGAAGAAUUGAAGGGGCUGGAUUACCUGCACGCGGCUCUAUCGGAAUCGAUGCGGCUGUUCCCGCCGGUGGCUCAAAAUACGAGGCUAGUGGUAAACGACGACGUGUGGCCGGACGGGACCGAGGUGAGGAAAGGGUGGUUCGCCGAUUACUCUGCCUACGCGGUUGGUCGGUCGGAGAAAGUGUGGGGGCCGGAUUGCCGGGAGUUCAAGCCGGAGAGGUGGUUGGAUUGCGACGGACGGUACGAGUCCGUGGAUCAGUUCAGGUACCCUGUUUUCCACUGCGGGCCGAGGAUGUGUUUGGGGAAGGAGAUGGCUUUUGUGCAGAUGAAAGCGAUUGCGGCGGCGGUGAUGACGGAGUUUGAAGUUGUGGCCGCCGAUGGAGGUGCUAAUAGCCCGGAGAGGAUGGUGGAUCCGCCUUACAGCUUAUCGCUGCUUCUCAGGAUGAGAGGUGGGUUGCCGGUGACUGUCAAGAGAAGAAUGGAUAACUAA
Messenger RNA from Linum tenue, 1545 nucleotides. The record is from the annotation of a GenBank genome assembly. NCBI's taxonomy places the organism in Eukaryota, Viridiplantae, Streptophyta, Magnoliopsida, Malpighiales, Linaceae.